AUGGGCCAGGAGGGGAGGGUCAUUGGAGGUCGGUUUGUCCUCACAAAGAUGUUGGGCAGCGGCUCCUUCGGCCAGAUUUACAUCGCCAAGGACACUGAGGUGUGUGACCGGGACGUGGCGCUGAAGCUGGAAGUGAAGGAGACGAAGCACCCGCAACUCAUCUACGAGGCGAAGCUGUUGAAGCUCCUGCAAGGCUCGCCUGGAGUGGCGGAGGUGUACUAUUUUGGCAUGGAGACGGACUAUGCAGUCAUGGCCAUGGAGCUGAUGGGCCCAUCCUUGGAGGAUGUGUUCAACCUCUGCCGCCGGAAGCUGUCCCUGAAGUCCACCCUCAUGCUGGCAGACCAGCUGCUGCUGCGGAUUGAGUACUUCCACAGUCGCCACUACAUCCAUCGUGACAUCAAGCCAGACAACUUUCUGAUCGGCCGUGGGCAGAGGUCAAACAUCGUGUACAUCAUAGACUUUGGUUUGGCCAAGAAGUACCGGAAUCCAGAGACGUUGGUCCAUGGGCCCUACCGGGAGAACAAGAAUCUCACGGGCACAGCGCGGUACGCGUCCUUGAACGCCCACCUGGGCCUGGAGCAGAGCCGGCGCGAUGACCUGGAGGCCAUCGGCUUUGUCCUGGUGUACUUCUUGAAGGGCUCUCUGCCAUGGCAGGGCAUCAAGGCGGAUGGCAAGGUGGACAAGUAUGCCGCCAUCAUGGAGAAGAAGAUCAGCAUGAGCUUCACGGAGCUCUGCGAGGGCCUGCCAGAGGAGUUCGCAACGUUCCUUGCGUAUACGCGGAAUCUGGAGUUUGCCGAGGAGCCAGACUACAGAUACAUGCGCUGGCUCUUCCAAAGUCUCUUCCUGCGCCAGGGCUUCCAGAACGAUGGUUGCUUUGAUUGGAACCUGGUGAAGAGCAGGCCAGCGGCACAAGUGGAGGAGCUUCGCGAGGCCCGGCUGCUGAGACAGCGGAACGCUGCAAUCAGCCAGCAGGCCUCAGACCGUGCGCCCGUGGAUGUGGUCCUUUCGAUUCGCUCUGGCUGA
Effrenium voratum is the source of this 1023-nucleotide messenger RNA. NCBI's taxonomy places the organism in Eukaryota, Dinophyceae, Suessiales, Symbiodiniaceae. The record is from the annotation of a GenBank genome assembly.